AUGUGUGUGUGUCUGUGUCUGUGUGCUCUGUCUCUGUCUCUGUCUCUCUGUCUCUCUGUCUCUGUCUCUGUCUCUGUCUCUGUCUCUGUCUCUGUCUCUGUCUCUGUCUCUGUCUCUCUCUCUCUCUCUCUGCGCCUUUUCUCUCUGUGUGCCUUUCUCUUUCUCUUUGUGUUGUCUCUCUCUGUGUCUCUCUCUGUGUCUGUCUCUGUGUCUCUGGUUCUGGAUCUUAGGAAGAGGUUCUGCGCUGCUAUUAUCGUAUUCGUACUACUACUGCCACGACUACUUCGACCGCCACUGCCACUACUACUUCAACUGCCAGCACCACUGCGACUGCCACUGCCACUGCCACUGUCAUUGCCACUGCCACGGCCAGAUAUAUUUUUCUUGCUUUCAAGCAAAUUUGAAUCAUUCAUUACCAUGACCAAGCGGAACGUCACCCCGGCUGACGUCUCCACUGCACCCAUUCUCUGGAUUCAGCUUGAAAUUUAG
Molecule: messenger RNA, 489 nt
Organism: Monosiga brevicollis MX1
Lineage: Eukaryota; Choanoflagellata; Craspedida; Salpingoecidae
Exons: 1
Coding region: 1-489 (162 amino acids)
Source: RefSeq, a predicted model, not a curated record